GGCUGGUACUGCGCCGGUACAUACAUCGAUGGGCCUGUGCGCGGCCUGAACGCCACCGUCGGAAAUUGCGACCUACUGGACCUCUUUUUCCUACACCCAGCAGGCCAAAAAACGCGGUCUGCGCAUCAUCACCAAUAUUCGCGUCUAAGCAGGACCGAUCUCGACCAUGGCUAGCUCUAGGCUAGCCUUGGCACUUCGACACUCCCUCCUAUGGCCAAGAACAGUGGCUUUGCAAAGCGUCCGGCGACCUGCCUACCUAAUUUCCCCAUUCUGGAAUCAUCUUCCCGGACUAUCGUUACUCCAAUUUUGGCAAUACCGUACCCAGCAUACUAUAGGUUCGUCAAGAACUAGGCGCUCCGAGCCCUUCCUAGUGGACUCGGCGAUUCGCGGCGAUUCAGGAAGGAUAUACAAAGUUGAGGAGAUUCUAUCGGUGCGCCGAAAGCCCCUGUUGUGUGUGUACCGCGCCAGUUCCGAAGGGAAGCAGUUCAUCCUGAAGGACAUGAUCAAAGGGGAGUUCGACUAUCAACUGUCCCUGCAGACCCCCCUUGCCCCAUGCCCAAAUAUCAGGGUGCUGGUUGACACCAUUCGCGACGACGAGAUGUUUGUCUAUGACUUCCUCCCAGGCGACCUCCUCCAUCUCUCCCAGCAGGCCCUGUCAACGCAGACACGGAGGCACAUCCUAAAGAGUGCCCUCCUCGGACUUGCCGAAUUGCAUGACAGAGGCAUUAUCCACACAGACAUCAAGCCUAACAACAUCCUCCUGGACUACGACACGUCCGGCCCAGAUAUCCGCAUCACCCAAGUGCGUAUCUCGGACCUAGAAGAUUCUGUACUCCUUGGCCCAGGCAAGAGCAUAAAAGGCUGUCUCUGCGGCAACGAGCUCUGGCGGAGCCCCGAGUCCUGGGCGCGGGCCAAGCAAAAUACUCCAUCCGACAUCUACUCGUUCGCCAUCAUGGCUAUCUACGUCAUGAGCAACGAGAUAGUCUUCCGCGUGAGUGACGAGGAGCUGAAGAGCGACAUGGCUUGGUGGCACAUUCUCCGGCGUCACAUCUCGUACUUUGCCGACGAGAGUGGGUUUCAGGGUCUACUUGGUCAUAUCGGGGAGGACAACCCCUUCUUCGAGCGGCUGAUUGCCCUGACUGGCGACUUUAACGCCGAGAAACCCAGGCAGCCGUUCGCCCUUUGGCAUUACGUGGAGCCGGAUUUCCGCGACUUGGUGGGCAAGAUGGCGAAUCUGGAUCCGAACAGAAGGAUAACCGCGAGGGAGGCUUUAGAGCAUCCUUGGUUUAAGAAGGCAGUGUUGUAGUUCUAAGGGGUAGGCUGCAAGCGUCGGCGCGUAGCACGCCCAGGGCUUCUGCAUGGCACUACAGAACUGAAACAGUCUCUCUACAAGUCUCCGUUUCACGCCCACGUCUUGAGCCAGGAUUUUUCAAGCCUCAAUGUUCACAGCACCCGUGGAGAUCAACAACUCAAUUAAGCAUUAGGUAAUAUACCCC
Messenger RNA from Thermothelomyces thermophilus ATCC 42464, 1496 nucleotides. RefSeq lists its product as uncharacterized. The coding region runs from base 167 to 1306 and encodes 379 amino acids. The record is from RefSeq and is a predicted model, not a curated record. The transcript has 3 exons. Lineage: Eukaryota; Fungi; Ascomycota; Sordariomycetes; Sordariales; Chaetomiaceae. Gene Ontology annotation, cellular component: nucleus. Gene Ontology annotation, molecular function: ATP binding; protein serine/threonine kinase activity. Gene Ontology annotation, biological process: protein phosphorylation; mitotic DNA damage checkpoint signaling.